Molecule: messenger RNA, 654 nt
Organism: Saprolegnia parasitica CBS 223.65
Lineage: Eukaryota; Oomycota; Saprolegniomycetes; Saprolegniales; Saprolegniaceae
Product: maleylacetoacetate isomerase
Exons: 2
Coding region: 1-654 (217 amino acids)
Biological process (GO): L-phenylalanine catabolic process; glutathione metabolic process
Cellular component (GO): cytoplasm
Molecular function (GO): glutathione transferase activity; maleylacetoacetate isomerase activity
Source: RefSeq, a predicted model, not a curated record
AUGGCGCGCGCCGUGCUCUACUCGUCGUGGAAGAGCAGUGCAUCGUUCCGGACGCGGAUCGGACUCGCGUGGAAAGGUAUCGAGUACGAGUAUCGAGGUAUCAACCUCCAGACCAACGAGAACUUUGAUGCGGCGUACGCGUCCUUGAACCCGAGCUCGAAAGUGCCGACACUCUUGCUCGACGACGACGUGCUGACGCAAUCGGCAGCAAUCUUGGAGUACUUGGACGAGACGCGCCCGGCGCGUCCACUCUUUCCGACGAACCCCAAGGAGCGCACCAAGGUCCGCGCCUUUUGCAUGGCGAUUGCCGCCGACAUCCAGCCGCUGCAGAACCUCGCGACGCUGCGCAAGGUUGGCGCGCUCGUGUCACCCGAUGAGGCGGAAGAAGCAAAACUCGCGUGGGUUGACCACUGGGUGACGCGCGGCUUUGGCGCGAUCGAAGCGAUGCUCGUCAAGAGCGCGGGCAAGUACUGCUUUGGCGACACCAUCUCGAUGGCCGACGUCUACCUGUACCCGCAAGUGUUCAACGCCCGCUUCUACAAGGUCGACUUGACCGCAUUUCCGCACAUUACGCGCAUUGCCGACCGACUCGCGACUGAGCCAGCGUUCAUGGCCGCCGAUCCGCACGCGAUGCCCGACCGCCCGCAGCCAUAG